AUGUGCCCAUCGGCCAUCACGCUGACGGUGACGAGGGAGGAGCACCACUUCAUGGUGGACACCCACAACAACUCCUACCCGCUGUACUCCUGCUGGGAGGCCUGGCCGGACCUGGGCAUGAGGCGCAUCUACACCACCGUGCUCUUCACCCACAUCUACGUGGCGCCCCUGGCCCUCAUCGUGGUCAUGUACGCCCGCAUCGCCCUCAAGCUCUUCAAUAACGGCCGCCGUUGCCUUGCAGAGGACGCCCGGGGCCGCUACAUCUCGCCCUUUCACGACAUCCCCAUCUACGCGGAUGGCACUGAGAACGUGUUCAACAUGGUUGUGGAAGUACCUCGGUGGACAAAUGCUAAAAUGGAGAUUGCAACGAAGGAUCCCUUGAACCCAAUUAAGCAAGAUGUGAAGAAAGGAAAGCUGCGCUACGUAGCCAACGUGUUCCCCCACAAGGGUUACAUCUGGAAUUACGGAGCCAUCCCCCAGACUUGGGAAGACCCGGGUCAUAAAGAUGAAAAUACUGGCUGCUGUGGAGAUAACGAUCCGAUUGACGUGUGCGAAAUUGGAAGCAAGGUCUGCUCUCGAGGAGAGGUGAUCAAGGUGAAGGUGCUGGGCACGCUGGCGCUGAUUGACGAGGGGGAGACGGACUGGAAGAUAAUUGCUAUCAACACUGAGGACCCCGAGGCAGGCAGCUAUAAUGAUAUCAGUGACGUCAGGAGGCUGAAACCUGGGUACUUGGAGGCUACCGUGGACUGGUUCAGAAGGUACAAAGUCCCGGAUGGAAAGCCCGAAAACCAGUUUGCUUUUAAUGGUGAAUUUAAGGGCAAGGAUUUUGCACUGAGCGUUAUCAAAAGCACUCAUGAGCACUGGAAAGCUUUAAUAGCUAAAAAAACAGAUGGAGGGGAGAUCAACUGCACAAACCUGACGGUGUCAGACAGCCCUUUCUGCUGUAGUCAGGAGUGCGCGAAAGCUACUGUGGAUGCGGCGCCGCCCUGCAAAGCUGCCAACGCGAUCCCACCCGAAGUCGACAAGUGGUUCUACUACCAGCAGAACUGAGGGUGGCAGCGCGUGCAGCAGCAGCCGCCC
Tinamus guttatus (white-throated tinamou) is the source of this 1080-nucleotide messenger RNA. NCBI's taxonomy places the organism in Eukaryota, Metazoa, Chordata, Aves, Tinamiformes, Tinamidae. The record is from RefSeq and is a predicted model, not a curated record.